CCCCCCCUCCUUAUCUUCUUCAUUCUCCGUAUAUAACACACUGGAAAGGGGGGUGCUUUUGUUGAUUCCUCGUGCACCUCUCUCUCUCUCUCUCUCUCUCUGCUUCUCAUACAGCCAUGCUUGAUCCCUUUGCACUUCCUCAUAAUUUAAGAUUUUAGCAUUCAGGUUAUGAUAGCUUCCGUUAACCUCAAACCAGCGAGCAGAAGCUCAUCCCCAGCUCUCGGUUUCCCUCGCCCCAGAUUCUUCCGAUACCGGCGUUUGAGGUAGAAUCCAGAUUUCUCCGUUUGUGUACUUAAUUACUGGUAUAUUUACAUAUCAUGUCGAGUUCGAAGAGCCAUCGGAGAUCAGGACAAGAGGAGAAGAACCGGAGGGGCAAAUUGACCCAUAAAUCGUCCUCGUUUCACGGGCAUAUUCCGGUCACUAUGACGGCUGAGCUUCCCCGGCCGAAAACGGUGCCGGAGUUACUCUCCGACAAGAGCGCGACCGGAACGACGUCGCAAGAGGGACGGCCACGGCUAAUGAAGCUGCUACUGAACGUGACGAUUCAGGGGAGCCUGGGGCCGGUGCAGGUGGUGAUGAAUCCGGAAUCUACUGUCAGCGACCUGAUCUCCUCGGCAGUCCGGCUUUAUGCGAAGGAGUGCCGCCGGCCAAUCUUACCGACCACCGACCUUUCCACGUUCGACCUCCAUUAUUCACAGUUCAGCCUAGAAAGCUUGGAUAGGGAGGAGAAGCUGAUGGCACUGGGAUCGAGAAAUUAUUUUCUGUGCGUAAGAAAAACAGAGUCGGGCGGCGGCGAAAGGACGCCGUCUCCAUCAUGUUCCAAAGAGGCUGAGAAAGCUUCCAAGAUCGGCGGCUUUGCUUGGCUCAAGUUCAUGGACUUCCUGCUGUGAUCUGCUGCUACUGCCACCACCCGAUUGUUCCCUUUUUUUUUUUUAUUUUUCAGGUUAUUUAAUUGUCAGUGUGAAAUCUGAUAGUGGUUUUUCCAGAUUUUUGUAAAAAAAAACAUUUUCAAAAGCAUGCAAAAUUAAGAUUUGCAUGUCUCUUGAUCAUUGUUCCAACCUUUGUUUGUUGUUAUUACAGAUAAAUCAUAAAUAUUUA
This is a messenger RNA of Juglans regia (Persian walnut), 1098 nucleotides long. RefSeq lists its product as uncharacterized. The coding region runs from base 318 to 890 and encodes 190 amino acids. Lineage: Eukaryota; Viridiplantae; Streptophyta; Magnoliopsida; Fagales; Juglandaceae. The transcript is spliced from 2 exons. The record is from RefSeq and is a predicted model, not a curated record.